AGAGAAUCCAAAAACAUCAUGACUUCAUCAUCUUCCCCAUCAACGUUUGGUUUCUCCGGCCUCAACCGCAUCUACUGUUACCCCAUAUAAUUAUGGGAUAGAACCUCUAAAUGGUACAAUCUUUUCAACAUGGAGAGAAUCUGUAAAGCUCUCACUUGGCAUGAUGGACCUCGACCAAGCACUGAGAACUGAUCCACCGGAUGCUCCUAACGCUGAGAGCACUGUGGAUCAGAAGCGUUCUUAUGAACAGUGGGAAAGGUCCAACCGAAUGUGCCUCAUGGUGAUCAAGAAUUCCAUAUUUGUCGCUAUUCGCGGAGCCAUUCCAGACUCUGAAAAUGCGAAAACCUACCUAGAAUAUGUGGAAGAACGGUUUAAGGGAACUUCUAAAGCACAUGCUAGUACCCUAAUUCUUAAAAUGUUGACAAGUAAAUACGGUGGAGUGAGUGGUAUUCGUGAGCACAUCAUGAAAAUGUCUGAUAUGUCCAAUAAGCUCAAAAGCAUGGACAUGGAGAUCAGUGAAGGUUUCCUCGUUCAUUUCAUAAUGACUCCUCUACCUGCAUCAUAUGGUCCGUUCAAGAUCAAUUAUAACACGCAGAAAGAGAAGUGGACAAUGAGCGAGUUGAUUGCUAUGUGCGUUCAAGAAGAAGAGCGCCUUAAAGCUGAAAAACUAGAUGUUGCUCAUCUCACCACCACAAACUCAAAGAAAAGGAAAGGUAACCGUCAAGGAGGAAGAAAAAGUUAUACUUCUAAGGUCCCAAAGAUAGGUGCAAAUGAGAGCUCCGGUCCCUACUGCAAGUUUUGUCGCUUCAAAGGGCAUUACCAGAGGGAGUGCCCUAAGUUUAAGGCAUGGUUGACUAAGAAAAGUAACUUAACCACUUAUGUGAUUUAUGAGUCAUUGAACACAUCAGUUCCCCUUAAUACUUGGUGGAUUGACUCUGGUUCAAUGGUUCAUGUUUCAAACACACUGCAGGGAUUCCAUUCAAUCCGGACAUUGGGAAGAAAGCAAAGAGUGAUUAAGGUGGGCAAUGGAGAAGAAUUAGAAGUGGAGGCCAUUGGAACUAUCUCAUUAAUUUUAUAGAGUGGCUUCAUUCUUCAUCUUUGUGAUGCUCUUUAUGUACCUAAUAUUACUCAUAAUUUAGUGUCUGUAUCGAAACUAAGUGUUGAUGGUUUUACAUUUAAUUUCGUAUACAAUAAAGUGACAUUAAGCUUGAACUCAAAUGUAAUAGGAUUUGGUAGCAUGGAGGGAAACCUCUAUAAACUAUGCUUAGAUACUAAUUUUAUGGAAUCCCCAUUGUCAUUUAAUAUAACUGAAAAUCCUUGCAAGAGAAAGAGAGAAUUAGAAUCAUCGUCUAAUUUGUGGCAUCAAAGGUUGGGCCACAUAUCACGAGAUCGAAUGAUAAGACUCAUGAAAGAUGGCAUUUUUCGAAAUCUUGAUUUCUCAGAUUAUGACAAAUGUGUGAAGUGUUUGAA
This is a messenger RNA of Cuscuta europaea, 1470 nucleotides long. NCBI's taxonomy places the organism in Eukaryota, Viridiplantae, Streptophyta, Magnoliopsida, Solanales, Convolvulaceae. The record is from the annotation of a GenBank genome assembly.